Molecule: messenger RNA, 903 nt
Organism: Sphenostylis stenocarpa
Lineage: Eukaryota; Viridiplantae; Streptophyta; Magnoliopsida; Fabales; Fabaceae
Source: the annotation of a GenBank genome assembly
AUGGCACUAUCCUACGAUGAACUGUUUUGUAUAUUCUCUCGAUUACCUGCAAAAGCUAUUUACAAAUUCAGUUGCGUUGACAAGUUUUUUUCAAAACUUCCAAAAGAUGCCUAUUUUGCAUUGAGACAAGCACAAAAUGCAUUGCGAAGGAAUGAUACAUGUUUUUUCAUUCAACCUGAUAUUCCUAUUAAGACCUUGGUAUAUUGCAGUCUGCAAGUUGAAUUACACCAAUUACCUGGCGAGGAACUAUCAUCUGGAGUCUCUAAAAAUGUUUUGAGAUAUUUUUGUAAUUCUUCUGUCAAGAUCUUGGGUUCAAACAAUGGUUUGCUUCUUUGUUGUGUUUCACAUGAGGAGCAACUGAAGCUUUUCAUUAGAAAUCCAGCAACACAGUCUCACUUGCUAAUUCCUACUCCUAUGCAUAUGCAAAAUCCCUGUGAUAUUUAUGAUCACAGGAUUGGAUUUCAUUCUGACCUAAUGGAAGGGAAAUUUUUCAGUGGCAGUAGGAGUCUGAGAUUUGACAUGCCUGUACAUCAUAGAGGAGCAGUUCACUUUAUCUCAGAUUGUUCUCCUUACUUAAUAAAAAGUAGCCCUUAUUUCAUACCAUACAUUAUGUCUUACAAUUUUGAUAAUGGGACAUCAAGAAUGAUGAGGGUACCUAAAGAAGCAAGAAAGGGCUCUCAUGACCCCAGUUGUGACAUGAGAAUUUUCAAAUGGGGCAAUGUUAGUUACUCAAGUCAGGAUGAGUCAAUUUGUGUGGUGAGAUUGAGAAAACAAGUGUUUACAGUGUGGGCUUUGAGACAACAUGAAUCAAGUUUGUGGAAGAAGGUUUUGAAAAUAAGAAUAAAGGCAAUGGGGAUAGAGGCCAAAGAUCCUUCUCAAAUAAUAGUCAAAGAUUUCAGUUAA